AUGAAGAGUCAUCUCAUCGUGAGGGGUCGGAUGGUGGAAGCGAGAGCUCAGAAAGUUGGGAAGGUGUCCAUGACAAGUUCAGGAAGAGCAAGGCAAAAGUUUGAACAGCUUCUUCAGACAGCAACUUACAGGAGAAGCAGUGUUACUUAUGAUCAACCAAAUAAACAAAUUAAAACAAAGGGAAAGAAAAAGACAGAACAAACAGUCAUAGAUAAUGUGACAGAGGAUGACAUUGAACUUGGUGGUUCGUGGGAGUCGAUGGCAAUACAACAGCAGAAAACACAAGGCAGAAGAGGAACUGCAUAUCCUCGUCUAGAAUCUCCAUUGAAUAUGGAGAACAUAGGAGGAAAGGCUUUGCUUAAGGCUGCUAUGAGACUACCCACACCAACCAAUGAGAAUGAAGGAUUUCUCGGAGCCACCGAUUCUUUCUGGAACCUUCCACCAGAUAGUUCGCCGUCUCCUGAUCCACGAAGAAGGGACUCAGAUGUUUCAACUUCUGAAAAUAAACUUGGUGGAUCAAGUUCUGGAAUGAUGUUGACUAAGUUAUCGGGCCGAAGAAUGAGUCGGAAAGGAUCCCAAGAUUCUGUUGGUUCGACUGCUACUGUUGCUACUACAGUGAUGAAAAAACGACGUCCCGCUGUUGCCGCUCCACCGAGAAAAACCAAAGUGACAACAUUGACGUUUAGUUUAUCCGGUGAUGGACCGAGUGAACAAUCUUCACAAGUUCAGAAAGUGGAGAAACCAAAAAAGAAAGAAACAAAACGACCUGCUUUGGCAUUUCGUGCGAAUAAGAAAAAAAUUGUUUUAAAAACCAUUGAUAAAUUACCAAGCAUCGUGCCUAAAAAUGGAAGAAUAUUUUCAAUGGAAAAAGACCAUGAUUACCGCAGUAAACCUGAGAAUAACAGGAUGAUUCUGGCACUGCAGAGCGAGCAUGUCGCAUCCAAUCCAUUCCGUCAGUUCCUAAACACCACGGACAAUAUUGAGAUGGUUCAUUACUUGAAGUUCUGGCAGGAUGUUGAAGUGGCAAGAUGGGAUUAUAAGUUUGGGAUUAUGACAUUCAUUAUUUUCCUGGAUUGUGUCCGAUCAGUGGUCACCAAGUACUUGCUCCCAAACUCCCCGUAUCGCAUCGAAUCUCCAGAAAAUCUUCGCAAAUCCAUCAUCACAGAGGUAAUGUCACCCGAGAUGACUGAGAUGCCGUGGCAGUUGUACAAAUUACAGAUGGAAGUUCUGGAAGAUCUUAAAUACAGCUAUGAAGCUUAUUGUCAGCAGGAAAUGCAAUCCUUCUACAAUGCAGCUGCAUUUAGAAUGGAUGAAGCAAACCAUGAAGUUUCCAAUUCAUUUGGUGGAUUCUCCAACACUUUAUCAUUGAUGAGUCGACAAACAGUCCCCAUCAGUACUCCUCUUGCUCCGAGAUUACCAAAUCAUCUCCCAUCCUUGGAUGCUAAUGAAGAGAAGGAGCAGGAGCGCAUGACAGCAGAGAUGUUGCGUCGGAUGGUGAGAGCACAAAGACUCUUUACUGAGGUUAACCUUCCAGAUGGUCGAACUUAUCAAGUUACCCAAGAUGAGAAUGAGUUGUCAGAGGAUAGUGAUGCAGAUGGGAGGAUUGUGUCCCCACCACCUCCUAAAGUUGUGCUGGAACCUAAAGUUGACAUGAAACUUCUCGCAUCAAAAUCCAUUCGUCAAUACCCGGACCCCAACAAUCUUUUGUCUUCGCGAAGAAGUGUGAAAGUCGUUGAACGACAUCAAAACACGUCAGGACUUUACAAACCAAUUAAGCGUGGCGGACAUUUCAUACGUCGACCCCUUGUCAGACCUGCAAAUUUUAACGAAGUUCUUCGAGAUCCUACCCAUCUUGAGUUUUUCAAGCGAUAUUUAAAAUCCUAUCGCUCGGAUCAACCAAUCCUGUUUUGGGUUGCCGUAGAAACGAUGAGAAACACAGAAAAUACAAAAGAACGACAAAACAAAGCUCGGCUUAUUGUUAAAAGAUAUUUUCACAACACUAAAAUACAAGCUGUGAAACUACUGCAAUGCAAUGCUGAUAUUAUCAGAGAAAUCCCCUACCUGGACGUAGUAACCACUUCUAUGUUGUUUUCUGCACAAAAUGUGAUCAGCAAAGCUCUGGAGAACCGAUGGUUUCAUAAAUACGCUGAUACUUUCCUAGAUUCUAUCUUUAGCAAUCCAGUUCAUGAUGUUGCGAGUGUGUGCAAUAAAACUACCAAACUGAAACGUGGACAUUUGACUAGAGCUUGGGUGAUUUUCAACUCGUUCAUCAAGCGAGCAGCGAUGUUCAUGCGUCAUAUACGAGAGGAAAGAUUCUUUAAUUUAUUUUAUUCUUUCCUUGAACGAGAGGUUGAUAAAGAAGAUGUGGUUCGCCCUGUGUAUGAUAGCAUGCAGUCUGAUAUUGUUGCAAAGCGAAGCAUCAACACGAUGCCAUUGAUUGAUCUUUCAAGGAACGAAGAACCAGAGAAGGAAAAGAAAAGUUUUAAACAACGAAUAAUUAAUGGACAACUUGUUACUUUUAACUUGCUACCUAAUGACUUAAAAUUUUGGAGAGAAAUGCAAUGUUACAAGUCACUUGCUGAUUGUUCUUCUGCAAUGAAAAGCAUUGGAAAAGAGAGAGAAGAAGAUAAGAAACAUUUGAAGCAGAAGGCAUCUCUUAUUAUUCAUUGUUACCUUGAUUCUAACAUUGCCCCUUCUGUUCGGGUGAACGUUCCACAAGAAGUUGCAGAAAUAACGUGCGAGUCGUUACAAAACGGAUUAAUCGACCGCGGUCUCUUCCAUGAGGCAACAAUAUACAUAUUUCCACUUUUGCUUGUUUUCUGGAAAAAGUAGGUGAUGGUCUGAUAGGUAAUAUUCCUGGAAGAAAGUUAAGUUCUACCUUUGAUCUUUAAUGUCUUAUUUAUAAAAAGUCUAAUGCUAUGGUUUGGGGGCUUGCAUAGUAAACAACAGAAAGCAGAUAUUAUGCUCAACACUAAU
Molecule: messenger RNA, 2976 nt
Organism: Ciona intestinalis (vase tunicate)
Lineage: Eukaryota; Metazoa; Chordata; Ascidiacea; Phlebobranchia; Cionidae
Source: RefSeq, a predicted model, not a curated record